Macrosteles quadrilineatus (aster leafhopper) is the source of this 539-nucleotide messenger RNA. RefSeq lists its product as uncharacterized. The coding region runs from base 92 to 508 and encodes 138 amino acids. NCBI's taxonomy places the organism in Eukaryota, Metazoa, Arthropoda, Insecta, Hemiptera, Cicadellidae. The transcript is spliced from 2 exons. The record is from RefSeq and is a predicted model, not a curated record.
CAGUGAUAAGAGAUAUCGAACAAAAGAAGAAGGGGAAGGUAGUAAAUCUAUACUCCUUGUACAACAUUGGUGCCGGGAAUAUCAAAAGAAAAUGAUCGCCAAGUCGAUAGGAGUUCUGCUUCUCUGUGGGGUCGCUCUGGGCUUCCCCUACCCAGGCCCCAAGCCAGGCCCGGCCCCGGGACCCGCUCCCGGUCCUAACCCCGCUCCAUUCCACGGCGGCGGCGGCUAUGGAGGUUAUGGAGGAUAUGGAGGCUAUGGAGGAUAUGGCAUUGGUCUGGUCGAGGAAGUGAUCACUCCCCCUGUCAUCCCUCCCGUUCUCAACACUGUUGAUGUGUACGACAUCGCUACCCUGGGAGUCAUCCCCGCACCCCCAGUAGAGUACGUCUACCCCGCCGUCGGCUACGAGGCUUUCGGUCUGGGUGGAUACCCAGAGUACUUCGGUGGAAUCCUGGGAGGUUACGGAUACGGUGGCCCUGGAUACGGAUACGGAGGAUACGGAGGAUGGUAAAUGUUAGUUUAAUAAAAAAAAUAAAAAACCA